Molecule: messenger RNA, 1556 nt
Organism: Triticum urartu
Lineage: Eukaryota; Viridiplantae; Streptophyta; Magnoliopsida; Poales; Poaceae
Source: RefSeq, a predicted model, not a curated record
GGCUCAAGAUCUGGCGCGGGUUAGGCGAGCUCAGUGGUGAGAUGAAUGGACAGGAGAGGUGGUUGAUGAGGGUAGGAAACAGUCAGUCUGUCGCGAGGAGGUCGGCGACAGUUGGCGUACUCCACCCAGCAGAUCCGCGCCGCCCCUGCCCAAAUCCUCUCCAUGUGCGCCGCACCCAAUCCCUUCCUCGCUCGUCUCAUCCAUGGCCAGCUCCCCAUCCUCCUGCAGUUCCCCUCCCUUUCUUCCUUCUCCUCUCUCACGACACGCCGCCUGUCUCCAUCCCGCAUCCCCGCUGCCGCCACAGCCUCUCCAGGAGGCUGGCCCUCCGUGUUGCAAAGCAGCAGGCCAGGAUCUGGAGGAGGAACAGGAGAUCUCGAGGUCCAGGAGGUGGCUUGGUCGAUGCGAGGUGAGUGGGAGGUGAUGGCGAGCCGAUGAGCGUGGGCGGUCAAGACCACGGUCACUGCUUUGGUGGUUGCGCACAUGCCAGCGAGCGCAUCUAAUGUCACACACCGAGGUUCAAACAGGAGAAGUACUAUCUUGCCUGCCUAAAAUUGAUAGGAGCUCAGCCUAAAUGUUAGAUGUUCUUGAAGAAAUACAUGGAAUGUAGGAUGGAGAGUUGAAGAGCGUAUGGUCGUAAAAGUUUUGAAGAAAUUUCUGAAGGUUGUCAUUGAGAUCUUUGAAGAGAGAUAUCUCCUUGUACCAAAUGAAGCGGACACUAUAAGGCUUCUGCAGAUUGGUGCAUCAAAUGGCUUCCCUGGUAUUUGUGGAAGCAUAAAAUUACCAUCAUGGGUGCCGGCGGCAAAAUGACAAAGAAGGAGCGGGAGAAGCAGGAGCUGCUCGGCCGCGCUGGUGCCUGUGAGAUCUUCCAGCGUGCGCCGACGGACAAGCCAGCGUUCACGCUGGCCCUCGUCAAGAAAUCAAUCCUGCCUCACUGCUUCCAGCGCUCGGUGAUCAAGUCCUUCUCCGAUGUGGUCUAUGACCUCGUCAUCAUCGCGUCUCUCUUGUACGCCGCGUUGGUCUGGAUCCUAGCACUCCCGAGCAUGCAACAGCUGGGCACCUGGCCGCUCUACUGGGUCGUGCAGGGCUGCGUCAUGAACAGCAUCUGGGUAAUCACCCACGAGUGCGGCCACCACGCCUUAUCCGACUACUUGCUGCUCGACAACAUGGGUUAUAGAUGCCACAAGGCUUGCCUAACAAGGGUGGGUUCCCUGAAAGGGAAGGCUUGCCAACCAAAAGGUGGUUCUUUCUUCUGUUAAUUGUUUUGAUCCUCUUUUUUUAUUUAUGCAAAAAGGAAUGGUAUUGCUUAUGUUCUCUGAUGAACUGUACCUUGAAUUCUUGAUUUUGUAAUUCACUGAAGAAUCUUCCAUCACAAACUCUGUUCAUUGAGAACUUUACCUGGAUAUGCUAAAGCUUGCGCACUGAUAUUUGUUGUUCAGUUAGCGCUGGAGUUGUGCAACUCCCAUGUAGUUUUAUGAUGUGUCAAAAAACUGAAAAUUAUUGAUCCUUAUCACUACAGAUCAUUUCAAGAGCUCGGAGACUGAUACGUCUCCAACAUA